Molecule: messenger RNA, 4366 nt
Organism: Balaenoptera ricei (Rice's whale)
Lineage: Eukaryota; Metazoa; Chordata; Mammalia; Artiodactyla; Balaenopteridae
Gene: KLF11
Product: KLF transcription factor 11
Exons: 4
Coding region: 158-1714 (518 amino acids)
Biological process (GO): regulation of transcription by RNA polymerase II
Molecular function (GO): DNA-binding transcription factor activity, RNA polymerase II-specific; RNA polymerase II cis-regulatory region sequence-specific DNA binding
Source: RefSeq, a predicted model, not a curated record
GCGAGGGCCGCGCCGGGGCAGAGCCGCGCGGGCGGGCGGAGGCGCACGCUGGCCACUGGAGGUCCGUAUCGCCGCCGCCCGCCGUGCACGUGCGGCAGCUGCCGUGUACCGAACUCCCGCCGCGCGGCCGCUUUGUUGCCUCCCGGCCGCCGGCACCAUGCACACGCCGGCCUCCGCGGGCUCGGGCGACGCACGCGCGGUUGACAUCAUGGACAUAUGCGAGUCAAUCCUGGAGAGGAAGCGGCACGACAGCGAGAGGUCUACGUGCAGCAUCUUGGAGCAGAACGACAUGGAAGCUGUCGAGGCUCUUGUUUGCAUGAGCUCCUGGGGUCAGAGAUCCCAGAAAGGGGACUUGUUAAAGAUAAGACCCCUCACACCUGUCUCUGACUCUGGGGAUGUUUCCACCAUUGUGCACGUGGACGCAGCCACACCCGCGUUACCAAAGGACUUCCAUUCUUUAUCAACUCUGUGCAUGACUCCUCCUCAGAGCCCUGACCUCCUGGAGCCAUCAACAGGGACAGUUGUUCCUUCCCAAGUAACUGAUUGCAAAGCACCCAUGGUCGUGGCUGUCCCCCCAGCCUCUACUGGGGCAGCCGGAGUACCGAGCAGGAGGUCAGAGAGGGCCCUGCCUGGUUUGAAGCCAGAGCUGCCGGAGCCAGCUGUCAGCCCUCACUGCAGGGCCACGGUGACAAGUGUCAUUUGCCACACUGGGGGGUGUCCUGCUUCUGCCCACGUUCCUACCACCCAGACUCAAGCACACCAACUUUCAGCCAACGCGGGAGGAGAAGCGCAGUUUCUGGGGCCUGUUGAAGCUGUGCAGGACGCACACCUCACACGCAGCGUGCUCAGCGUUAACUCAGCGUCCUGUCAGCCUUGUUUGCACAAGUCCAGUGGCCUGAGGCCCCCCGACAAAGGCCAGCAGGCAGGGUGGCCUGUUGCAAUUCAGACCUGCUCACCAAAGAAUUACGAAAAUGACUUGCCAAGGAAAGCCACCCCUCUGAUUUCUGUCCCCAUUCCUAGUCCCCCUGUCCUUUGCCAAAUGAUCCCUGUGACUGGACAAAGUGGCAUGUUACCAGCUUUUUUGAAGCCACCUCCCCAAGUGUCUGCAGGGACUGUCAAACCCAUCUUACCCCACGCUGCUCCAGUGCCCCAGCCUGUGUUUGUGGGACCGUCUGUGCCUCAGGGAACUGUGAUGUUGGUUCUGCCCCAGGGGGCCCUCCCGCAGCCUGCCACGUGUUCCUCGAGUGGAAUGGCUGUUGGGAAUACCAAGUUACUGCCCCUUGCCCCUGCUCCGGUGUUCAUCGCAUCCAAUCAGAACUGCGCCCCUCAGGUAGACUUUUCCCGAAGGAGGAACUAUGUUUGCAACUUCCCAGGCUGCCAGAAAACCUACUUCAAAAGUUCCCACCUCAAGGCUCAUCUUCGCACUCACACAGGAGAGAAGCCUUUCACCUGUAGCUGGGACGGCUGUGAUAAAAAAUUUGCUCGUUCAGAUGAACUCUCUCGCCACCGCAGAACUCACACUGGGGAGAAGAAGUUUGUAUGCCCAGUGUGUGAUCGGCGUUUCAUGCGCAGCGACCACUUGACAAAGCAUGCCCGGCGCCAUAUGACCACCAAGAAGGUCCCUGGUUGGCAGGCGGAGGUUGGCAAACUGAACAGAAUUGCCUCAGCAGAGAACCCUGGGAGCCCACUGGUGUGCCUGCCGGCCUCUGCAUGAAAGGUCCUCCAGGGAAUUGUGGAUGGGAAUUUUUCAAAGCCUUUUUUCAGGAAUGGAAGUGAUGGUUUUCUCUCCAAAAGAAAUUGUCUUGAGGGCUAGGGGAGCUGGUUCUGAUGAAAGUAUGUUAACUUGUCUUUUUUGGUGGGGAACCCUGUUCAGUAUCUUUUGUAGUUUCAGAAGUUCUUUUAAGGAAAAUGGAAGAAAAUUUGAUAAUUUAAAUCACCAGCAUUCAAACAAACAUUUCGGCAGGGGCUUCCCUGGUGGCACAGUGGUUGAGAAUCUGCCUGCCAAUGUAGGGGACACGGGUUCGAGCCCUGGUCUGGGAAGAUCCCACAUGCCGCGGAGCAGCUAAGCCCGUGAGCCACAACUACUGAGCCUGCGCGUCUGGAGCCUGUGCUCCACAAGAAGAGAGGCCGUGACAGUGAGAGGCCCGCGCACCGCGAUGAAGAGUGGCCCCCGCUUGCCACAACUAGAGAAAGCCCUCGCACAGAAACGAACACCCAACACAGCCAAAAAUAAAUAAUAAAUAAAUUAAAAAAAAAACAUUUUGGCAAUAAAUUUUACAAAAUCUGGAUUUUUUGGAUUUUUUUUACAACCUUCCUAUUCCUGUUUUGUAGAAAUGAGACAGGUUACUAAUUUUUAUACUGUUUUUUAUAAAAAAAUACAUUGUUGGUUCUCAAAUCACCAGUUUCUAUAUAGAUGAUUUUACAAUCUUCUAUGUUUAACAACAUUUUUAUAAUAACCCUACUUUUAGUAAAGUUGGCACGUUAUUCAGACAAAAAAACUUUAUAACUUUGUAAUCAGGCCUCUUAGAUAUAAGAAUUUUUUAGAAUCAGAACUGGUUGAAUAGGGGCCUCGUAAAGAAAUGGGGGGAAAAACUUUGCAGUCAGCGUCUUCAUAACAUUUUCAAGGGAAAUUCCAGACAACCAUUUCUUUAAGGCUGUAGCCCAAGGAAUUAAAAUUUUCGUUAAGUAGAACUUAGUCACCUGUGUCCAUGGUGUGACUUGUGAAGAAUGUACCCCAGAGAUAAAAUACUCGGUAGAUACCUGGUGAGCAGAGAGCUGCUGUAGGGUCUGAGUGUCUGUACUCUGCUGAGAGCAGACCAUUCAGAGUCUCCUGUUUGUACCUCAAACCCCCAAAAAAGAAAAUAUAAGCACUCAAACCCAGCUGCUUUGUCAGUUGUCAGUUUGACUUCUUUUGUUGUGGCCUUAUCCAAGUGUUUUGUGGGUAGAGUAACUUCUUAGAGAAAAAGAUGUCCUUAGUAGUUGGAGGAACUUUCCACCAAAGUAAAGCUUAGGUGAAGCGGACAUGCAAAUGGUCCAGCUCCAGUGUUCUGAUUAUUUAUUAAGUAUUAAGAACGAUGGGGAAUGCAAGUUACAGUAAGCGGCAGUAAUACUACCAAGCUGUCCUUUCAUUCAUUUUGUUUGAAGGAAAUUGUUUUGAUCAAACAGAAAAUUACUUGGAAUGGGGUAUUUUGCAAUCUGCCUAGAAAAUAGACCAUGGGCAUCACUUUGAAGCUGUGAGCACAGGUCCUAGCAUUACAGAGACUGCGCCCCAGUGUCCAGGUGUCCAGGAAGCUGCUGAGACUGCUUUUGUUGGGCAGCAUUGGGAAUCCAGGCAAGAGAGUGCAUGUAAGGAACACGGUGAUACUGCUCUGCCCUUCGAGCCUGGGAAUGGUUUUUAUUGUGCCGUAUGUAUUUAGAUUUUUGUCUUUGCCUCUUAUUUAUUUGCAUUUACCUUUAUGAAAAUGACGGUAAGGUGAAAUAUUGAAUAAAUACAGUCAGGUUUUGUGUUCAGGUCUUUUUAGUCUAAUAACCCUUGCCUGGUCAUUCAUUGUAUGUUACUUGAUACCCAUGAAGUAUCAACUGCUAAUUGACACACAGGUCUGUAAGCCCCGGCUGUGUGUUUGGUAGGCUUCCAUGUCUUUGGAGACUUCAGUAGUUGAGUAUUCCUACUGGUCAUGAGACGUGCUACAGUUGGAAGAGAACCAGAAUUCAAUGUCUAUAGCUUGUGAUUCCCCACCACCCAGUUCUUUCUUGCACUCAUAUCUUAAAUCAGCAUAAACAUUUCUAUGUGUAUGCUGUAAGUGGCAUUAAAUUUGGAUAUUUUUCUUAAUUAUACGAAGUAAUGUUAGUCCUACUAAUGUUCUGGUGGAUAAUACAGCGUCUUUGAGUAUUUGGUUGCUUGUCACCUUGAACAUUCUCUGAGCAGUGUUGUUGCUAAAGGAUAGAUGUGUUAAAAAAAAAAAAAGGUUUUGAUUUACACUUCCAUUUCCUGAUUAGACUUUGAAAUACCUUCUGUAAACAACAUUUUUGGCCCUCUGUUGAUUGAAAGAUUGUAAAUUGGGAAACAGCUUCAUCUGAAAAAUGCAACGUGAGAACCAGAACCCCGCGGUGCGUGUUCAGCGUGGAGUCCCUCCGCUGCGGCCCGGGCAUUGGAGGAGGGCGUGGGCGGCACGUCCCCCAGUGCACUUUACUGCCUGAGCAAUUUUGCUUGAUCUUUUUUGACUUUGAGCCUUUCAAGUAGUUAAUAAAAUUGUAAAUGUUUCAGAAUUAUGUUUUAUGUAACAGACUUUGACUUAUUAUUUAAAUGAAUAUGUGUGAUGUAACUUUUUUCUUUGGAUCCUAUAAAACUUUUUUGAUUUGCAAACUG